AGUCAUCAACAAACUAAUCCAAUCCAAUCUUUUAUUUUAAUAAAUAGAUCAUUUAUCAACACAAUCUUCCAUAAGUUUUGAGAAGCUGAAGAAGUGGUAAAACUCCGUUGUACGAGAAUGAGUUGAGGUUAAGAUGUGUCAACUUAGAUACGAGAAUGGCAGUUUUGAGAAGGAUCGCCAUUCUUGGACAAUGCUCCAUCCAAACCAACUCCAUGUCACGCUCCGUUUCGUUCCGGAAUCUAGACGCCCACCAACUGCUCGACGAAAUGCCCCAACGCGAUGUCAAAUCCGCAACUGCUCUGAUUGGCCAACUUGCGAAGCGAAAUCGACAUGCCGAAGCCAUCGCUUGCUUCACAAGAAUGCUCCUUCUCGACAUCAAACCCAACGACUACACUUUCGCCACACUCAUUCAUUCCUCCGCGCUCCUCAAAGACCUCCGCCUCGGCAAACAGAUUCAAUCCCACGCUAUCAAAGCCGGCUUCAGCUCAAACGUCUUCGCUGGCAGCGCCAUUUUGGAUCUUUAUGUCAAGUUGAGCAGCUUUCACGACGCUUUGAGGGCUUUCGAGGAUAUCAAUGAGCCAAACGUGUUCUCCUACGCCUCGUUGAUCCGCGGCUACACCAAGGAAGGAAGGUUUGAUGAAGCCCGCGCUUGUUUCCGAUCAAUGCCCGAGAGGAAUGUGGUUUGUUGGAACACCAUGAUCAGCGGGUGCAGCCAAUCGGGGAGGAACGAGGAAGCUGUGAAUCUGUUGGUGGAGAUGUUGAGAGAGGGGGUUACGCCUAUUCAAUCCUCGUACCCUUGCGCCAUCAUUGCCGCUGCCAAUAUGGGGUCGUUGGGGCUAGGAAGGAGCAUUCAUGCCUCCGCAGUGAAGCACUUGGGCCAGCUUGGCUUGUUUCUUGGAAAUUCUUUGAUUAGUUUCUAUGCAAAGUGUGGGAGCAUGGAGGAUAGUCUGCUGGCAUUCAAGAAAACGCUUGAGAGGAGCGUGGUGUCGUGGAACGCGCUCAUCUGUGGCUACGCGCAGAACGGGGAAGGGAGCGCUGCGGUUGAUGCGUACGAGAAGAUGAAGGUUGCGGGCGUUGAGCCAAACGGUGUGACUCUUCUCGGUUUGCUGUUGGCGUGCAAUCACGCGGGCCUUGUUGAUGAGGGCUGCAACUACUUCAAGCAAGUGAGGCGUGGUGAUCCGGGGCUCCUGAGGGCGGAGCACUACGCGUGCUUGAUGGAUUCGCUGUCUCGGGGUGGGAGGUUCGAGGAGGCAGAGAGGUUUCUUGUUGAGUUGCCGUUUGAUCCCGGGAUUGGGUUCUGGAAAGCGUUGCUGGGAGGGUGCCGGGUGCAUUCCAACUGGGAGUUGGGGGAGGUUGCAGCAAGAAGAAUCUUGGAGUUGGAUCCGACGGAUGUAUCGUCGUAUGUGAUGCUGUCGAAUGCUCAGUCAGCUGCAGGGAGGUGGGAGGAGGUGAGGGAGAUAAGGCAGAGGAUGAGAGAGAAGGGGUUGAGCAGGAUUGCUGGGAGUAGUUGGAUACAAGUUAAGAGCGAGGUUCAUGUGUUUGUAACGGCAGAUAAAACACAUGCCAAUAAGGAUGAGAUUUAUGAUGUUCUGAGAUUAAUAGAUACCAACGUUUUAACUGGAUUUUGAA
This is a messenger RNA of Salvia miltiorrhiza (redroot sage), 1629 nucleotides long. RefSeq names its product pentatricopeptide repeat-containing protein At5g42450, mitochondrial-like. Gene Ontology annotation, molecular function: RNA binding; protein binding. The transcript has a single exon. Bases 156 to 1628 code for a protein of 490 amino acids. NCBI's taxonomy places the organism in Eukaryota, Viridiplantae, Streptophyta, Magnoliopsida, Lamiales, Lamiaceae. The record is from RefSeq and is a predicted model, not a curated record. Gene Ontology annotation, biological process: RNA modification.